Molecule: messenger RNA, 2096 nt
Organism: Solea senegalensis (Senegalese sole)
Lineage: Eukaryota; Metazoa; Chordata; Actinopteri; Pleuronectiformes; Soleidae
Product: putative ferric-chelate reductase 1
Exons: 10
Coding region: 179-1210 (343 amino acids)
Biological process (GO): regulation of glutamate receptor signaling pathway
Source: RefSeq, a predicted model, not a curated record
AGUGAACAGGUGUCACAUCUUUACCUGCAGCAGCCUGUUAAGGACACAAAGAAGCAGCGCCAGAGAAGCACCUGGGAAACUACACCUGAGAAUACAAUUAUAAGGAGCUGCAAAUCCCUUUGACUGCUUACACCUGUUUCACUCAUCUUUUGGAUUAAAAACGAGAAAAACUGCAGAUAUGGACAACAGACUGGUGCUCACCGUCCUGUUUGUGGCGCUGUCCUGGAUGGCCAUGAUGACCGAUGCAACUACCACAGCAGCACCCGCGACUACAUCACAUAACACGUCAACGCACAACAUGACAUCGCCAAUGCCACCGCACAACAUGACAUCACCAAUGCCACCGCACAACAUGACAUCACCAAUGCCACCGCACAACAUGACAUCACCAAUGGCACCGCACAACAUGACAUCACCAAUGGCACCGCACAACAUGUCAACACCAAUGCCGGUGAACGACACGUCAACGCCAAUGCCGGUGAACGACACGUCAACACCAAUGCCAACAACAGCAGCUCCUGCAACGGAAGCUCCCUCAGUGGUUGCCAACAUCACAGUGGAAACUCUUAACACGUCCAUUACUCGAACACAAUGUGGGACCGAAGAGCUUUGUGCAUCUGAGCCUGCGGACUGCGACCCCUCGCAAGAUUCAAGUUGUUACUUUCUGUCAGCCGAGACACAAAAUGGCAACAACUUCACCUUUGGCCUCUCGGGGGAGUCGGAGGGCUACAUUGCUGUCAGCCUCUCGACCGACGAAACAGUGGGAAACAACGACACGACCUAUGUGUGCGCAAACAACAAUGGCAAAGUUAAAUUCUUCUCUACUGUCCUCAACAAUGGCCAGCUGACUCGGGCAGAGAGGAACGUGGGCUCUGUGAAAGGCAGCGUCAACGGAAACAAAAUCCAGUGUACAUUUGUUGCCGAUGCAAUAACUGCACAGACGAGAGCUGCGGGAGUCACGGUGGCAAUCUCCACUGGACCUUUCAACAGCAGUACCGAUGAUCUGGGAAGCCCCAACCUCCAAUUUAAGAGCAACGUUAUAGAUCUGGCAAACCCUAAUGCCACCGUCACAAAUACCAUUUCCAACACCACCAACAGCAAUACCACGACUACGACCGCAAAUCCUAGUAACCAUGGCAUCACUUUCCAGCAAACGCUGAUGCAAGCGCUCCUGAUCUCAUUUGGCAUCCUGGGUCUGACACUGGUCUGAAGAGAAUGAAAACUUAAUGAUCUAAAAACUAUGGAAACCCUUCACUUCAAAUAAUCUACGCAAUACCCAUCUCGGAGAGACAUUUGCUAUAAACACGUUAGAUUAUUAGGACGUCAACUCACUGGAGAUAAAAGUAGAAGUGGACGCUCGGGUCUUCUACAGCCUCCUGACUGUCGCCGCAUCUGGUAUAAAAUCUGAAACAGACAACAAAACACAUUUUUCUUUUAAUUUUCACUUCAUAUAACUUUCACUAUGUUAUAUAUAGUCAAACUUGUUUUGCAAUAGGACAGCUGGAUAUCUGUCCUGUGAGUUUCUGUGUCUCUAGUCCUUAGGUCCAGCGCCUGGCUUCCACCAGCGGAUGUCAACAUGACUGUUACUGUCAGGGAAAAAAAUGUCUUGCAUGAAGAUGAAUUCAUGUGGCAUUUAGGGCUGCAACUGACGAUUAUCAUGUUGAGCGUUUUUUUUUUACCAAACCUGGAAACGAUGACGGUCUCAAAAGAAAAAGCAGAGAAACCAGUACAUAUGCACAUUUAAGAAGAAACUUUUUAAAAAAUUCCAACUAAUUAAUCAAUUACCAAAAUAGUUGACGAUUAAUCUAGUCAUCAAUUAUUUGAAUAAUCAUUGCAGCCCUAGUGGCACUGAAUUGUUGUAUUUACACAUAUGGUGCCAGCAAAUGGCAGAAGUGUACUUUUGUCUUAUUUCCUUUCAUGUAAAUGUGUGUUCCGUAGAUUGUUUUUAAAAUGAAGCCGUCAUUGGCUGAUGUUUUUUACGUGUGAGAGUGCGUGCGUGCGUGCGUGUAAGUGAAAAUAUUUUUUUGCACAUCACAUUAUCUAAAAGUAAUACAUUUAUUGUAAUUUUUGAAAUAAAGGUUUAUAAACACUCAUGA